GCGGGAUUCCCUUGCCUGCCUCUCCGGGCUCUGCACGGGGCGCGCAGCGGGGCCAGCACAGAUGGAUUUAAUUCUAGUCCUUUGGGCUUGCGUGGCCUCUGCGAGAGCAGUUGUCGGAUUUGGAAUGGAUCCCAAUUUACAAAUUGAUAUUAUCACAGAACUGGAUCUUGUGAAUACAACUAUUGGAGUUACGCAAGUGUCAGGACUACAUGCUAGCAAAGCAUUUUUAUUCCAAGAUGUAGAAAGAGAAAUCCAUGCAGCGCCCCACGUGAGCGAGAAGUUAAUUCAACUCUUUCGGAAUAAAAGUGAGUUCACGUUUCUGGCCACCCUGCAACAGCGGGCAUCAACUUCUGGAGUUGUACUGUCCAUCCGAGAGUUGGAGCACAGCUACUUUGAACUGGAGAGCAGCGGCCUGAGGGACGAGAUUAGAUAUCAUUACAGAUUUAAUGGAAAGGCAAGAACAGAGGUGUUCCCGUACCGGAUGGCAGAUGGACAGUGGCAUAAGAUUGCACUGUCACUUAGCGCAUCCCACCUUCUGCUUCAUGUUGAUUGCAACAGGAUUUAUGAACGUGUCAUAGAUCCUCCAGAAAUGAAUCUAACGCCAGGAAGCAGUUUAUGGCUGGGACAGCGGAACAGGAAACAUGGUUUUUUUAAGGGUAUCAUUCAAGAUGUGAAAGUCAUCUUUAUGCCCAAUGGAUAUAUAACACAGUGUCCUAAUCUGAAUCGCACAUGCCCAACCUGCAGUGAUUUCUUAAGUCUGGUGCAAGGAAUCAUGGAUUUACAAGAGCUCCUGGCAAAAAUGACUGCAAAACUAAAUUAUGCAGAAACGAGGCUUAGUCAAUUGGAAAACUGUCAUUGUGAGAAGACUUGUCAAGUAAAUGGAGUGAUCUAUCGAGACAAAGACUCAUGGGUAGAAGAUGAUCACUGCAGGAAUUGCACAUGCAAAAGUGGAGUAGUGGAGUGCCGAAGGAUGUCCUGUCCCCCUCUGAACUGUUCUCCUGACACCCUCCCAGUGCAUAUGGGAGGCCAGUGCUGCAAAGUAUGCAGGUCUAAGUGCAUCUUUGGAGGCAGAGUGUUAGCAGAAGGUCAGAGGAUUUUAACCAAGAGCUGCAGGGAAUGCCGAAAUGGAGUUUUAGUAAAAGUAACAGAGACCUGUCCUCCAUUGAACUGCUCAGAAAAAGAUCACAUUCUUCCAGAGAACCAGUGCUGCAGCGUUUGCAGAGGUCAUAACUUUUGUGCAGAAGGCCACAGAUGUGGUGACAAUUCAGAGUGCAAAAAUUGGAACACAAAAGCUACUUGUGAAUGCAAGAAUGGUUAUAUCUCUAUCCAGGGGGAUGCUGCAUAUUGUGAAGAUAUUGAUGAGUGCGCUGCGAAGAUGCAUUAUUGUCAUGCCAAUACAGUGUGUGUUAACCUGCCUGGAUCAUAUCGUUGUGACUGUGUCCCCGGAUACAUCCGUGUGGAUGAUUUUUCAUGUACAGAGCAUGAUGAAUGUGGCAGCGGACAGCACAACUGUGAUGAGAAUGCAAUCUGUACUAACACUGUCAGGGGACAUAGCUGCACCUGCAAACCUGGAUAUGUGGGGAAUGGGACCAUCUGUCGAGCAUUCUGUGAAGAGGGAUGCAGAUACGGUGGGACGUGUGUGACCCCUAACAAGUGUGCCUGCCCUUCUGGAUUCACAGGGAGUCAUUGUGAGAAAGAUAUUGAUGAGUGUGCAGAGGGGAUCAUUGAGUGUCACAACCAUUCACGCUGUGUUAACCUCCCAGGGUGGUACCACUGUGAGUGCAGAAGCGGUUUCCAUGACAAUGGAACCUACUCAUUUUCCGGGGAAUCCUGUAUUGAUAUUGAUGAAUGUGCCUUAAGGACCCACACCUGUUGGAACGAUUCAGCCUGUGUGAACUUGGAGGGAGGUUUUGACUGUCUGUGUCCCUCAGGACCAUCUUGCACUGGUGACUGUCCACACGAAGGUGGCUUGAAGCGGAAUGGUCAGGUGUGGACAUUGAAGGAAGAUAGGUGCUCUGUUUGUUCCUGUAAGAACGGGAAGAUAUUCUGCCGGCGAACAGCUUGUGAUUGUCAGAACCCCAGCGUUGAUCUCUUUUGCUGCCCAGAGUGUGACACACGAGUGACCAGUCAAUGUUUAGACCAAAAUGGUCAUAAGCUGUAUCGUAGUGGGGACAACUGGACCUACGGCUGUCAGCAGUGCCGUUGUCUGGAAGGGGAAGUGGAUUGUUGGCCUCUUUUAUGCCCAGAUCCAAACUGUGAGUACACAGCAAUCUCAGAAGGAGAGUGUUGCCCCCGCUGUGUCAGUGAUCCCUGUCUGGCUGAUCAGAUCACUUACGAUAUCAGAAAAACCUGUGUAGACGGCUAUGGAAUCACAAGACUCAGUGGCUCCAUAUGGACAAUGGCUGGAUCUCCGUGUACAACUUGCAAAUGCAAGAAUGGGAAUGUCUGCUGUUCUGUGGAUUUAGACUGUCUUCACAAUAACUGAAGCAUUAAGAUUGGACUCUUCUCUGUGAGGAAAACUGAUGCAGUUAACAUCUUAAAUGAAGUUGUAAGAGUUGAUGUUUUAUACAACAGACAAUUACCAAAGUCUCCACCUGAGGAAGAUGUUUGGGAGUUGCCUUUGGGACCUACCACUAUGCUAUCCUUGUCUGGGUGACUUUACAGUACAAAGCAUAUAAGUCUAUAGUUGUUAAAAAAGUUUUCAGUGUUGUAAAUUAUACACUUUUCCUGUCAAAUCAUUUACAAAUACCUUUAAAUUAUUUCAUGGGUAAACUAAUGAUGUAAUUUUGGUUUAAUUUGUGUAUUGACAACAUGAUUGAAACUCAGAUUAUUUUACUUUGGAUCUAGAUUCUACAACUAAGGCUGCCUGUUGUGAUUUUGUCCCAUAAUACUGCAUACUUAGUUCUGAGGUCCCUGUCAGAUGUAUUUAUGAAAAUAUGUAUGUAUGUACAGUCAAAUUGCAUAAUACUUAUAUUUCAUAGCUGUCACACAUUGUAAAACAUUCCAAAGUACAUUUGACUUGUACAGGCUGGGAGUAAUCGAACCUAAGUCUACCUUUAAAAAAAACCAAAACACACAAACACAUUUUCUUUUCCAAACAUACGAACUAGUAGCAGAAUUCCUGUAUUGAGUAGUAAAGCACAUAUCCAGUGCCCUUUCAACACAUAUCCAGGAAACAAUGCCCCUUAUUGAUAUCAGGUUUAGCAGAGUGGUCUAGUUUGCAAGUGACACUGCAAAUACUGGAUGUUGGUGGCAUUCAUCUGGAUUGUGAAGCAAUCAAAGGGCUUUAAACUUGUAUAUUUAGAAUGGGGUGGGCAUGUCCAUACUGCAGUUGAACAUGCACUGCUGGUCUGUGGCAGCUGAU
This is a messenger RNA of Terrapene triunguis (Three-toed box turtle), 3364 nucleotides long. It is a transcript of the gene NELL1, whose product is annotated as neural EGFL like 1. Gene Ontology annotation, molecular function: protein binding; calcium ion binding. The coding region runs from base 62 to 2485 and encodes 807 amino acids. The record is from RefSeq and is a predicted model, not a curated record. The transcript is spliced from 20 exons. NCBI's taxonomy places the organism in Eukaryota, Metazoa, Chordata, Testudines, Emydidae.